Hirundo rustica (Barn swallow) is the source of this 7162-nucleotide messenger RNA. It is a transcript of the gene MCM9, whose product is annotated as minichromosome maintenance 9 homologous recombination repair factor. Gene Ontology annotation, molecular function: ATP binding; single-stranded DNA helicase activity; single-stranded DNA binding. Bases 66 to 3539 code for a protein of 1157 amino acids. Lineage: Eukaryota; Metazoa; Chordata; Aves; Passeriformes; Hirundinidae. Gene Ontology annotation, cellular component: nucleus; MCM complex. Gene Ontology annotation, biological process: double-strand break repair via homologous recombination. The record is from RefSeq and is a predicted model, not a curated record. The transcript has 13 exons.
GAGCUGCGGCCGCCGCCUCGGCGCGGCGGGAAACGGGAGCGGGGCGGCCCCGCUGCAGGGACACCAUGGUGCUGAGCGCGGAGCAGGUGAGCCUCAUCGGGCAGGUGUUCGAGUCCUACGUGCUGGAGCACCACAGGGACGAGAUCCUGGGCAUCCUGAGGGAGGCGGACGACCAGGCGCACUACUCCGUCGUCGUCGACGCCUUGACGCUCUUUGAGACCAACAUGGAGAUCGGGGAGUACUUCAACGCCUUCCCCGGCGAGGUGCUCCCGAUUUUCGACAGCGCGCUGCGCCGAGCCGCGCUGGCAGCGCUGCAGGACAGCGCGGACCCGGCGCAGCUCAGCCUCAAGCAGAACCUCCACGCCAGGGUCUCGGGUUUGCCUGUUUGCCCAGAGUUGACUCGAGAGCACAUUCCUAAAUCCAAGGAUGUGGGACACUUUUUGUCUGUUACUGGGACUGUCAUACGUACCAGUUCGGUGAAGGUUUUGGAGUUUGAACGGAGUUACAUCUGCAACAAGUGCAAGCACGUGUUUGUUGUCAAGGCUGACUUUGAGCAGUACUACGCGUUCUGUCGUCCAGCAGCCUGUCUCAAUGAAGAAGGCUGCAACUCAACCAAGUUCAUGUGUCUUUCUGGAACAACCUCUUCUCCUACCUGCUGCAGGGAUUAUCAAGAAAUCAAAAUUCAGGAACAGGUGCAGAGGCUGUCUGUUGGAAGCAUCCCUCGUUGCAUGGUGGUUGUUCUGGAAGAUGAUUUGGUGGACAGCUGCAAGUCUGGAGAUGACAUCACAGUGUAUGGAGUAGUAAUGCAGAGGUGGAAACCUUUCCACGAGGGUGCACGCUGUGACUUGGAGCUUGUUCUAAAAGCCAACUAUGUUAAAGUGAACAAUGAGCAGCUAGCAGGUGUUGUCAUUGAUGAAGAAGUUCGCAAGGAAUUUGAAGACUUCUGGGAAAGGCAUAGGAACGAUCCCUUAGCAGGGAGGAAUGAAAUUUUGGCUAGCUUAUGUCCUCAAGUUUUUGGAUUGUACCUGGUGAAGCUGGCUGUAGCCAUGGUGCUUGCUGGUGGUGUGCAGAGGACUGAUGCUGCUGGAACUCGAACCAGAGGUGAAUCACAUCUUCUGUUGGUUGGAGACCCAGGUACAGGGAAAUCUCAGUUCCUCAAGUAUGCAGUUAAAAUUAUGCCACGCUCUGUGCUUACAGCAGGAAUUGGAUCUACGAGUGCAGGUUUGACAGUGACUGCUGUGAAGGAAUUUGGGGAGUGGAAUUUGGAAGCUGGAGCACUGGUGCUUGCGGAUGGAGGCCUUUGUUGCAUUGACGAGUUCAAUAGUAUCAAAGAACAUGACAGAACCAGUAUCCACGAGGCAAUGGAGCAACAAACCAUCAGCGUUGCAAAGGCGGGCUUGGUGUGCAAGCUUAGCACGAGGACAACUAUCCUGGCAGCAACAAACCCCAAAGGCCAUUAUGAUCCAAAUGAGUCUGUCUCUGUCAACAUAGCUCUUGGCAGUCCCCUGUUGAGCAGAUUUGACCUGGUCUUAGUAUUGUUAGAUACAAAGAAUGAGGAGUGGGACCACAUAAUUUCAUCCUUCAUCUUGCAAAAUAAAGGCUGCCCAAGCAAAUCAGAAAAGCUCUGGAGUAUGGAAAGGAUGAAGACCUACUUCUGCCUUAUAAAAAGCAUACAGCCAAAAUUGUCUGAUGAGAGCAACCUGAUCCUUGUUCGCUACUAUCAAAUGCAGCGUCAGAGCGACUGCAGGAAUGCUGCCCGCACCACCAUCCGCCUGUUAGAGAGUCUGAUACGCCUUGCAGAAGCUCAUGCCCGGUUGAUGUUUAGAGAUACUGUGACUUUGGAAGAUGCUGUAACUGUAGUAUCAGUGAUGGAAUCAUCUAUGCAGGGGGGUGCACUUCUUGGAGGCAUCAAUGCCUUACACACCUCAUUUCCAGAAAAUCCAAUGGAGCAAUACCGAACACAGUGUGAAAUAAUCCUGGAGCGGCUGGAGCUGAAAGAUCUUCUGCACAAAGAGCUACAAAGACUUGACAGAUUGCAAAGGGAAAAUUCAUGCCAACAGCAGCCGGAAGAAACACAUUUCAGUACUGCCACAAAGUGCUUGAAUGAGGAUGCAUUUGGGCUGUCAAAGCAAAGGUCUCAGUCAGAACCUUUAAAUCAAGAAGAAGAUAACUCUGGGCCACAGACACCUUUGCUUGAAGGCAGCUGUGAAGGGAAUAUUCAUCUAGAACCCCUGUGCAACUCAGCGCAUGGUAAUAACAAAAAUACAAACAGCCUGGCAUGGUUUGACAGUGUGGAAGAGAGCAGCAUUGAUACUGAAGAAAAUUCUCAGAGGAAGUCUCCAGUGCCCAAGAUAUCUCCAAAUAACUUGACUUCAAAAACUUCAAGUUCUGAAGAAAGAUCUGCUUCAAUACCAAGGAAACAAAAUGGAAUAAGAGAGUCACUAGCAGCUGUGGAUCUGCAUGAUCCUCUGAAACAAAAGGACAAAGUUUCCAAGUUAAGGAGGAAAAGGACUGAAGAACACAACCAUUCUUCAGAAGAUAAUAUUGCAGACCCAGAACCAAGUGCAAGUGUGCAGGAUUCAGUUAUUAGACAACAUGCUUCUAGAAGCUGGCGGAGGCUGCACAGGGAGAAGUCAUAUGGAUUCUUUACAAGUACACAGGACCCUGAGGCAAAGGCCCUUCCUUCAGUAUUACCUGCCUCUGGCUUGCCAGAUCUCUCAAGUGAUGCAGAUUCUGUGCUAGGAGAAGAGAACAGCAUAACAGUAGCAGCAAAAAGUACAGCAGUUUCCAUAAGGAAAAGAAGUAAAGAUCAAGUAGUAAAGGAAACAAAGGUAGUAAGUUCCCAUGAGCAAGACAGUGGAAGUCCCCCUGCUGCUAAACUAGCUAAAUUUUCUUUCAGACCACGGACAAAGCUUGGUCAUUCUUCAGAGAAGACAAAUGAAGAAUUUUCUCUCUUUCCAAGUGAAACUAUUUUUAAGCCAGGAGACCAGCUUCAGGGAGAGCAGCUUCCAGAAGAAUGCUGCCCACCUGAGAAAAGCAAGAUGACAUUGACUCACUUAGGAAAAUGUAGUUUGGAAAAAGGAUCAAUUGAUAAUAAAGGGGAAGACGAGCAGCAGAGUCGGGCCUUAGCGAAAAAGAUCAGAGGAACUGCAACAAUAUGCUCUGAUGUCAGUUUUGAUGCUGUGUCACCUCCACCCAGUGAGAAGAAAAGGGAGGAAGAGCAGAAGCUUGGCGGCCCAAGCACAGGGAAGGUGCGCACCAGCACAUUAGCUAAGCUGUCGACAUUCUCCUUUGUAUCACGUCCUGAGGCAAAAUCAGAAACCACGCCUGCCAUUAAGAAUGACACCAGCAAGGAAAGCCACAGCCCGUCGCUGAAGGUGCACGUGAGCAAUCCUAGCAAAAGGAAGAGUUUUGCAUUGGGAAAUUCUAGUAAAGCCAGUGUUGUCACGAAGACAUCUCUCUUCUCCAUAGCAGAGCUGGACGAUGCUACAUUAGAUUUUGAUUGGGAUAAAGAGGUUAGGAAAAACCCAAGCACAUAACAUGUAUAUCCUCCCAAUUAUUUAACAUGCAGUUCUUCUGAAUCUUCACCCUUCUAUCACUUGUAGCCAUGUUUUUCAAAGCAUUUCAUAGAACCAUCCUAGACCUGUGAACGUAUUUUCUUUAAGGGCUAUAUACUUUACAUAAGCAAGGACUGUGUGUGCUGCAGGCCUGAUUUGGCUUUUAGUUUUCUAAACUCUUCCCAAGACUGUUUAUCUCAGUUCACUGUUUUGACUGAACUGAUGAACCCUAAAGACUUGUAUAACUGUGUUCAUGUUUCCAGAGUGAGUGAUCUUGCAGAAGGGUAGUCUAAUUGACUUCAUCCUUUAUUUCAUGUAACGGUUAGAACUACACAUUCAGAUUGUCCUUCCAAGUGACUGCUAUUUCAGAAAAAUGAUGGUACUCAAGCUAUGUCAUUAUGUUUUGUUCAUCUGUAUGUGCUAUUUGUCACUGUCUCUGCAUAGUUGUCAAUAUUGUGAUCCAUCAUCAUGCUAUGGUCAGUGUUUCUGUAUUAUCAAUAUCAUGACAAUUUUGCUUCAUGUCUGAUUUCUGUGCUCCUUGUCGCACAGCUGAUGUUGAAAACAUGUAUUGAGAGCUUUUUGUUUCUAUUUUUUAAUUUCAGUUUUAAACACACUGGUUUAGGUAUCUGUGUCUGUAUUCUGGGUCAUUUCAUCAAAACCCAACUCUGUAAUAAACACAGUUCUCCACUGCAGAGAUGACAAAUUUCAGGUGAUUGAAUGGGAGUUGUCAGUAACCAGGGUAACUUUAAUGCAGGCAUUAAGCCCUAGCAGAUAAACUACACUUCAAACCUAGCAGCACAGUGAAGAGCUUCCCUAGUGUAGCUUGGUUCUGAGUCAGAUAAUGUUUACUUGGAUACUUUAAUUAUGGUUAGAGUUUUACUGCAUCUGAUAUUUAGUUUGUCUUCUGUAGCAUACUGCAUCUUGUGUCAUUCAUUUAUCUAAUGGGAAGUUAAUCUACUAAUACAUUAUAAGUUUACAGAGAAAGGUAAGCCUUACUUUUUUUCUAGUGACUUGCUUGGUAUGUUUCUUCUGUGUUUGAAUUCUCCACAGAAUAUUCUUGUUAUUACCUGUGAGGUAAACAGAGAAUAGAGUGGUUGCUUACAGAACAGUAGAUCCCUUGGGAGACUUGCUAGCAGAAAGGUCUGAUUCUCUCUUGAUUUGCUUAGAAGUAGCUCCUUUGAAACCAAGUGAGUUAAAAUACUGCAGAAUUUCAGAGAAUUGAGGGAGUGUGAGGACUCCAAGUACUUUGGAGUGGUACAGUGAAAACAUGAGAACACUAAGGAUAGUGUUGGCUUACUGUUCAGAGUCUGGCAAAAUGACAGAAAUAUUGCUGUCCAGACAGAUUGUGUGGUAGUUCCUCCACUGGAAAUGUGCCAUUGACCAAAAGAAGUGGAAUUUAUCCACCUAAGAGCCCUCCUGUCAUGUUCGUUCUCACAGCUAUGCCAGGGUGAGGUUGACACGCACCCAUGACCUACUGCCCAUGAAAAUCAGAUGUGACCUACAGGGUGCUGUGUCUGCACUUAAAGAAGGGUCAAGAACUCUGGACCUACAAACACUUGUGAUGCUCUUCCUACUUGAAUUUUUUGCAUCAGCCGCUUGCAUGGUGGUCUCAUUUAUAGUCAGAAAUCCUCUUUCCUAAUUCUUUGGUUUGAUGGAUGUUGCUGGCUGGCCAGUGCAAAGCCAGAACAUAGCUACUGCCUUUACUAGCCAAGCUUCCAACCCUCAAAACAAUAUGUUUGAGCAUGUUAGGACAAGUUUGAUAAUGCCCUGGAGACUUUCCAGACUUUCUGAAAAUAGCAUGGUUGGGUUGCUGUCUGCCACUCAAGAACGUUUUAGGCAGCUAAACCCGAACAUAGGCAGUAGAAUUUAGGUAGAGUGAAUUUGUAAUUUUUUUGUAGUGUCUUACUGGUGAUUAAUUUUUGUGGGGUAAUAUGCUAGAUAGUAUAUCAGUAAAAAAGAAAGUUUUCAGACUCCCCUGAUUAGCAGUAGUCAGUGUACUAAUUUAUGAAAUGGAACAGUGAUUCUUUUCUGAGCAGAGGUUUUUGAGAUUUUAGGGUUCUGCUUCUCCAUAUUAUGUAACAUGAGAAAUGGAACAAGAGCCCAAAAGAAUCAAAGAAGGAGACUGCAAAAUCCAGUUAUUCUCGGGUCACUCUGCCUAGAAGAGUGCCCCUUGGGCAUUGCUUCCCAGAUAAAAGCAAAGAAAAGGAGGCACAGGAACAUCAAGGACAUUCCACUGAGCUUGCAGAAAGGCCCAUCUUAUCUCUACUAUCGGAGGAAAAGUACUAUUGUCUUCUCAAACUGUCUGCAUACAGGUCCUACUCACCCAUGUGUGAGGGGUAAGUAACCAAAGAAUAAAUUUGGAGAAGUAGAUACUCUUUACCAGACCAGUUGAAAUGCUACUGUUGUGGUACUGCUUCUGAAUCAUAGCAUGAAUUCAGAGCAUCCAAGAUAAAUGAGGAGCUCAGAGUAAUAGGAAAAUGAUACCUGCUGCUGAUUUACUCUCUCCCUUACUGUAGCCAUUGCUACAGAAUCCAUUUAUCAGUGCUUUGGCAGGGAACAUUGCUAACUUCUUUCCUUUCCCUUUAUAUACCAUCUUCCCCCACAAAUAAUCACAAGUUUUAAUGUUUUUUGAGUGCUACAAUUGCCCAGUGAUUGGAGAACAACAUAUCAGAUUGUAGAAUUUAAAGCACUAUGGCAGCGACAGUCUGCUGGGCUAACCUACAGAUGAAUUUUCUUUUGAAUACUUUGUGCAGUCGAGGGGCAGAUGAGUCAUUUCCUCUCAGCCUGUCUUCCUGACAAUGCACUGAGACAUUAUCUGUUUCAACACUUGCCUCUCUGAGUCUAUGGUCUAUCAAAUCAAUUAUUAUUGAAUACACUAGUAGUUUAUUAAGCUGUGUUCAUGGAAGGUGAAUAUAUAUGUUGCUGUCCUAAAAUCCAGUUGAAGCAAACUUCAGAAGCCACUGGUUCUAGCAGUAUGUUGGUCAAGCCCUCAUUUGUGAGCAGCAGUGAAAUGCUGUUAGAUAUUUGGUGGCCAGACUCCAUUACCUGGCUGAAACCAGUUCAUCAAGUCAGUGUGGGAGAAGAUCACUUCCCAUAGCAGUGUUCUGAACAGCCCAGGCAGACGUGCUGAUGAGUCAAAACCGAGGUGGAAAUCCAAAAACCUCCCAACAAUAUAAUUAUAUAUUAGUUAUAUCUUUGUGUUUAAAAAAAAAAAAAAGCUUUAUCAUGAUUUUUUUGUACUCCUGCUGCGUGCAUGGUACUCUUACUGAGAAAGGCACAACCUUGACUAAACCAAGACUGGGCUUGAGACCCACACCCCUCUGAAUUAGGAGCUUAAGUAUGUUAUUUUAGACUAUCAUGAGGUAUCUCUGCUUAGUGCCUGAACUGCUUCUCAUUUGCCAGUACUUGGGGAGGAGAAGCUGAGUAAUUGUUCUCUGUCAUUACAUACUACACUGGUUGAUGUACAGAUCUCUCUGCUGGCCUGUAUCUUCACUUCUUUCAUAGCUGGAAAGCCGUGCUGAAGGAGGCUUCCUAAGGAGUCUUCCUUUCUACUUCCCACUUACAGAAACAGGCUUUCACCCAUGCCUCAGGCUUGUUUCCUGGGC